AUGUCUCUGUCCAUGUCCCCUCAGCAAGCGGUGAAGGAGAAUGCGAAGAGGAGGGAGUCAGAGGAGAAGAUCAGGAGAGCCAAGCUGGCCAAGGAGAAGGCUGACAGAGAGAAGGAGGAGAAACAGAAGAGAAGCCAACAACUGGACCUCAACGCAGAGGGUGAUGAGACUGGUAUCAUGGACGACCUGAUGGAGGCGCUGCAGUCUGGUGCUGCCUUCAGGAGGAAGAGAGGACCACGACAAGCUGCCAACCGGAGAGCUGGUCAUGCAGUGACGAACAUCUUGGCCAAAGAGUUGAUGCAGGAGGACACCCCGCCCCGCUUCAGCAAACCACCCAAUAAGAAGACCAAGAUAGCGCAGAAGGAGGAGCCUAGCAUAGAGGGGGCUAGUAUAGACGGGGCGGGGUCACUAGAGGACCUCUUAGAGGACAGUCUAUCACGUCCAAUUAAAGGAAGAGUUGAAGGAGGAGUCUGUGCCCAUUGUCCUUCAUGGGACCACCGGAUUGGACAUACUGGACUGAAGGAGCCAAUGGUGAGGGCGGAGCUCUCACCAUGA
Salvelinus namaycush (lake trout) is the source of this 555-nucleotide messenger RNA. RefSeq names its product protein diaphanous homolog 1-like. Lineage: Eukaryota; Metazoa; Chordata; Actinopteri; Salmoniformes; Salmonidae. The coding region runs from base 1 to 555 and encodes 184 amino acids. The record is from RefSeq and is a predicted model, not a curated record. The transcript has 4 exons.